Dromaius novaehollandiae (emu) is the source of this 7213-nucleotide messenger RNA. RefSeq names its product FERM and PDZ domain containing 3 (gene FRMPD3). The record is from RefSeq and is a predicted model, not a curated record. Gene Ontology annotation, molecular function: protein binding. Bases 113 to 5239 code for a protein of 1708 amino acids. Gene Ontology annotation, biological process: signal transduction. NCBI's taxonomy places the organism in Eukaryota, Metazoa, Chordata, Aves, Casuariiformes, Dromaiidae. Gene Ontology annotation, cellular component: cytoskeleton. The transcript has 15 exons.
CAGACGCUGCCGCCCGAGCCGGUGAGAGAGGGGCCGCGUGGAAGCAUCCCCGCGCCCGCCGCAGCGCCCCAGCGGCCCCGGAGCAGCCCGUGCCGCGGCCAGCCGCCAUGUGAUGCCGGAGGCGCGCGGCGAUGCUAUGGACUGUGGGCAGCUGCCUCCGGACGCGCUCCGGCAGGUGACCAUCCAGCGCCACCCGCUCUACGGAUUCGGCUUCGUGGCCGGCAGCGAGAAGCCCGUGGUGGUGCGCUCGGUGACGGCAGGCGGCCCCUCCGACGAGAAGCUCCUGGCCGGAGACCAGAUCUUGGCCAUCAACGACGAGGACGUGAGCGAAGCCCCCCGGGAGCGGUUCAUCGAGCUCGUCAGGAACGCCAGGGAUUUCGUCGUCCUCACCGUCCUGCACACCCACCAGUCCCCCAAAUCUGCUUUCAUCAGCGCAGCCAAGAAGGCGAAACUGCGGUCCAACCCGGCGAAGGUCCGGUUUUCCGAGCAGGUCACGGUCGGCGAGACGGACCCAGACAUGCUGAAGAAGGAGGCUCUGCUCCUCAUUCCCAACGUGCUGAAGGUUUUCCUGGAGAACGGGCAGAUCAAGUCCUUCACGUUCGAUGGCCGAACCACCGUGAAGGACGUGAUGGUGACGCUGCAGGACCGCCUGUCCCUGAGACACGUCGAGCACUUCGCCCUGGUGCUGGAGUACGGCAGCCCCGAGCAGAGCCGCCGGUUCCUGCUGCUCCAGGACAAGCAGCCCCUGGCCCACGUCGUGCAGAGGACGCACUACCAGGGCAUGAGGUGCCUCUUCCGCGUGAGCUUCUUCCCCAAAGACCCCGUGGAGCUGCUGCGCCGGGACCCCGCGGCGUUCGAGUACCUCUACAUCCAGAGCCGCAACGACGUGAUCCGGGAGCGCUUCGGGGUGGAGCCCAAGCCGGAGAUGCUGCUGGGGCUGGCCGCCCUCCACAUCUACAUCACCGUCUCGGCCACCCGGCCCAGCCAGAAGGUCUCCCUCAAGAACGUGGAGAAGGAGUGGGGCCUGGAGCCCUUCCUGCCGCCCUCGCUGCUGCAGCUGGCCAAGGAGAAGACCCUGCGCAAGGCGCUCUCGCAGCGGCUGAAAGCCCUCCAGAGCCAGCCGCCCGGCAGCCCCAAGGUCUCGGCGGUGCAAGCCAAGCUGCAGUACCUGAGGAUCCUGAACGAGCUGCCCACCUUCGCCGGCGUCCUCUUCAACACCGUGGGGCUGGACGAGAAGCAGCCGGCCACCACGCUGCUGGUGGGCCCCCGGCACGGCAUCAGCCACGUCAUCGACCUGAAGACCAACCUCACCACGGUGCUGUCGGAGUUCAGCAAGGUCAGCAAGAUCCAGCUCUUCCGGGAGAACCAGGGGGUGGCCCGCGUGGAGACGAGCAUCCUGGAUGCCAAGCCGCUGGUGCUGCUGAUGGAGUGGCCUGAAGCCACCAACUUUGCCUGCCUGAUCGCGGGGUACUGCCGUCUCCUGGUGGACUCCAAGAAGAUGAUCUUCUCCAGGCCGCCCAGCCAGCCGCCGCCUCCUCAGAUUAUCAAGGCAGAUUACAUCAACGCGCACAGUCUGCACCGGCCCGCGGCAGCCGGGCCCGCGGGGAAGAAGGAGAGCGGGCUCGUGGGCGGCACCGCCUCCAGCCCCGGCGAAGCCAGGGCUCGGACCGCCAGGGCCUCGGACUCGGAGCUCCUCAGCUUUUGUUACCUGCACAUGCGGGAGCAGAGGAAGGAGAGAGAGAGCAGGACAGAUAUCAAUGAAAACCUGAUCUUUUUUGAGGAAACUCGUCCCAGGACCAAAUCUGACCCCACUUCCAAAAGCUCUGGCCAAGGCUAUGAUGGUGUCGCAAACGAGUACGACCCGGAUGGCCUUGACCGAGACCGCCGUGCAAGUAGGGCCAGGGCCCACACCAUCGACACCCACCUGAGGAGCGAUGCCUCGCAAUUCUACUGUGAUUCCUGCAAAGCCAAAAUCAAGAGCCGGCUGGCCUCGCGCAAGGGCGGCAAGCCUGGCAGCGCCCACGACACCGUGGUGGACUUGAUGUCGCUCCCCCCUCCUGGGAGUGACGAAGAGGAAGAUGAGACGACGUCCCUGCUCCCUGCCAUCGCUGCCCCCCCGCCCGGCUUCCGGGACAACAGCUCGGACGAGGACGAUCCCAAGCGCCGGGCGGCUGCCCAGAGCCAGGAGCAGGGCCGGCACCUCUGCGGCCUCCUGUACGAUGAGAUCCCCGUGACGCUGAUAGACAGCGUGCAGACGCGGACGGUGCGAGACCAUGCCCAGGAGCUGGAUGACGCCCUGGUGUCCACCCUGCAGGCUCUGGAAGCCCUGGCUGCUUCAGAGGACUGUCCGCAUCCCCCGCCGCAGCAGACAGCAGGUCUUAUUGUCCUGGCUGCCAUCACUCCCGAGUCAUCUCUGGAUUCUGGCCACGAAACCAACUCUUCGGAGCUGACCGAUGUCUCAGAGAUGGUCUCUGCUAUGAAGCAGCAUCAGAACGCAGCCUACUUCCUCGCGCAGCACAUCAGCAAAGAAAACCUCCUGGCGAGAAAGGACUUGCCCUUCCGAAUCCAGAGCUGUGCUGCCCCGGCUGUUCUCGCCUCGCCCUACGCCCUCAGCCCCCAGGAGCCCAGCCCUUCGCUGAAGCCGGAUUUCCCUCACCAAAGCCCCAGUCUUACCAACUGCAAGAGCAAGCAGGAGCAGCAGCACGCUGAGCGGAGCUACGCCUUGGCUGCGCAGCCGGUGCUGUCCCCCCAGCUCGGUGAGCAGGACAGGGCGGCUCCCGUGCCACCCUCUGAGUGCAGAGGUGCCGGCCACGCAAAACCUGCCUUUGAAGUGUCCCUGCACACCGCAGCAGCCUUGAGCGGGGAGCGGGCACAGGAUUUACGAGAGACGAUGCCCAAAGAGCUCCGGCCGAGCCCCAAGCUCCUCUUGGAUCAGAAGAGUGGUGUGACCCCAGCCUUGAUUACAGCUGCUCUGCAGCAAGUGGCAAAUGCGAAAGGCUCGGCCUCCCAAGUGGCAGCAGCUCCAAAAGAAGAGAAGAACAUCAAUGGGACCGGCAGCUUUGCAUCAUCCAGCAGCAAGGCUUUGAAACUUAAAGGAGGUCAGCAAAGCGAAGACACGUUCUGCAACUGUCAGCAGCAGCAGCAGCUCUCUCAGCAGCAGCACAGUGAAGUUGCUGCAAGUCCUAAAGAAGCUCCUGGCAGCAGGCCUGAAGCGUCCCACUUUGCCUCCGCAGGUGAGGAAAUGAUGCUUAGUAAGACUUUUCCCUCUAGAAGCUACCAGCAAAAAGUGAGCAGAGAUGCCCUAGGAAAAGCUCCGAGCGCAGAGCCAGGUCAGAAGGCGGAGGGGGAAGCUACAAGCCUUGUCUUUCAGAGGCACACGGCUCCUUCAAACCUAGGAGAGAAAAUGCAACAGGAAAGCUCAGCCAAAAGUUUAAAAGUCGAGAGCGGCAGUCUGCACUCUCCAUCACCUGGCAGCACUUUCAGGAGCACCAGUGAGGAUCCCAAAGGGCCAAUCCAGCUGGUGCCCAGGCCUGAGAGCCUGCAGAUCAGCACCGUGCCUUCCAAAAAAGUAGAAAAAGUCCUGGAGGUGACCCAGCAAGAUGCCGAUGUCCCAGCUAAACCCAAAGCUCCCAAGGCUCCCUUCAGGUUGAGGAACCUAUUCUCUGCAACGUUUCCCACCCGGCUGAAGAAGGAGACUGACGAGCGGCAGGCCCAGCUGCAGAAGGUGAAGCAGUAUGAGCUGGAGUUCCUUGAAGAGCUGCUCAAGCCGAAGGGCAAAGGCGACCUCCCGCCGCAGGAGUAUCUGCAUCCUCCCGCCCCUGGGCGCUGCAGCUGCCAGCUGAGGAGCAGUCCUGUGCAGAAAGUGCCGGGUAUGUCGAGGGAGCAGAGACGCAGCUGUGACUGCAAGCGGAUCUGCAGGGGGGUGAGGCCACCCCCUAACCAGCUGGUGAUGGCGGAACUGGAGAGGCGAGGGAGGGAGAAAGCUGCUGAUGACCAGCAGCAGGCAGAAGCGAUUAGGCUGACGAGCGUGAGCAGCCCUUCCAAGGGCAAGCGGAUACGAUCUACCAGUUUAGAGUCCAGAGAUUACCGGUCAGAUCCGGAGAACAGCGUGUCAUGUUUGACCACGUGCACUUCCCGGGGGGAAUGCAUGGGUGCUCCACACUACAAGAAGCUCAUGCGUCGCUACAGUGUCAGUGAAAUAGAUAAGACUGAUAGGACAUCCCUCUCCUCCGACAUCUACCAGAACAUCUAUACCAUAAAGCAGAAGGGCCUCCAGAAGGAGCCUGAGCCCAGCACCCAUGGCUCUGUUCUGAAAAGCAAAAUCCAGGAAGCCUCUGGAGUGGCUGAUCCAUCUUAUGUCCAAAUAGCACAGGAGAAAAAGAACCAGAAAGGUUCGGGAGUAUUCUCUGUCCAGGAGGAGAUGUAUCCAAGUCCUGCCGAGCUGCGAGAUGAAGAUAUGGAGGAUGAGAAGUGUUGCUCCAUCCGGUACUGCUUCUACUACAGGAAAUGUGAUGUUGCGGAUGAUGGGAGCGAGAAGGAUGAGCUGUCCUACUCCAUCCCCAUGCAGAUACUCCCAGGAAUGAAGCUGGACAAUCAGGUGGUCCCCGUCAUGAGCAGGACCCUUCAGGUUCUAGAUGCGACAGCCUGCAGCAGUCCCAACGGUAGUCAAACCCAGGAGAUAGAUUUAAGGACCUCCACGUUUGAGGGGAGCCUGGCAAAAAUCAACACCCUUCGAGGCCACGCCUACAGCUUGCCGGAUGGGUUUCUGCAAGUGCAGCUGGACACCAACGAGCUCCUGACCAUCCUGCGGCAGUGUGUGGUGAGCCCCGAGGUCCGGGACUGCAAACCCUACAUCUCCCAGCUGGCCGAGUACAAGCAGGAGCUGGCCCUCAAGUUCAAGGAGUUCCGGGCGUCCUGCCGCCGCGUGGCAGCUGUCGACAAGAGUCCUACCCACAUGCUCUCCGCCAUCACGAGCAGCUUCCAGGUGCUAAGCAGCCUCAUCGAGACGUUCGUGCGGCUGGUGUACAUCGUGCGCUCCGAGUCCCAGCGCCAAGAGCUGCUGACCAAGGUGGAGGAGGUGGUGAGAAACUACACCUUCCUCCUGCGCGCAGCGGAGGAGUCCACGGCCAGGACGCUGAGCCAUCAGCAAGCGGUGGAGCAGCUCGCUCGGCAGUCGGCCACGGUCGCCACCGUCAUGAGCACGCUCACGCGCUCCCUGAAGACGCUGAUCAAUAAGUAAGCCAGCUACGAAGACCGACGAGCCAGCGUGUGCCAGGCCGUGUGUCGGUGGUUCUCACGUCCCGUAGGUCUGGUGAGGAUGAGUGUCUGGAAAGCCCACAUCUGCUGGGGUUUCCAGUGGCCAAGACGUUCUUUUAUUUCUCCGCAGGAUGAAUGGUUAUGUUGGUGGAGCUUUUGAAGGGUAAAUCCAGGCCCCGUAGCGAGCUGUCCCACCGGCUCGUCCGGGGGCCCUGCUCUGCUUGCUCUCCCAUGCUGGCUUCUCGGUGACCUUACUCGGGAGGCACGGCCACCCCGUCUCCACGCUGGUUUGGUGUCGUGCGGUUCUGGGCCUCCCUCAUGCCAAGACCUGACACUGUCUCCCGCUGUCCCGGUGUGCCGGGCCGGUGGGUUAGCAGGAACCGAGCUGACAUCUCCUGGCUUCACUCGGGCAGGGGUCUAGCCCGGAGCCAAACCGGUGUCUUGCCACGUAAACAGCUCUUCUGCCUCCAGGGUCUCCCCGGCCCGCAGAUGCAACGCAGUUCGCAGCAGAGGGGAUCUCUGGGGCGAGGAGGUAGUCCGCGCCUGGGGAGGAGGAUGCCGUGGUCCAGACAGACCCCCAGCAGGCUCUGUUGUCCCCGAUGACAGGCACCGACUUGUGCGAAAGGUGACAGCUUAACGCGUGCGAGCAGGGAGCCCUCCUCUUCCUCUGCUGGAGGCCGUAUCCCCGUUAGAGCCCGCAGGGACCCGACUGCUCUGUGCCACUGCAAGCCACAAGCUGGGCUAGCGGCUAAGAGGAGACCCCGUCCCCAGAGGCAGGUCCGUGCCCCAGAGGCUCAGCCCAAACCCCUCCGGGUCCCUUUCGCAGUGCCCGUCGCAGGGAGCCCAGCGCGGUUUUGUGUGAACCACGGCUGCCGUCUCCCGGAGGAGCUGCCCUCGGGGCGAGGGGCUGCGGUCCUCCUCCUGCCUCUGCUGGACUGACUGCCUUGAGAAGUGUUAUUUAGUACUGCGUGAUGGAUGGUUAUUUGGAUUUUUUUUUUUUUUUUUUUUACUUUCAGAUGAAUGGUAAAAUGAGUCCUAAUUGUUUUUUCUUCAUACCCGGAGGUUCCCCUCCUCCUCCUCCUCCUCCUCCCAUCUAGCUUCUAGACCUAGUGAAUCAGACCGCCUUAACUGGUGCUUCAGGGCACCUACCCACCUCCAAAACAGAGCGAGGAGAAAAUGCAAGGUUACGCGUUCAGCCCUUCCUGUGCCGCUCACUGCGCUUCAUCCGCGCCCGGGGAGAGCAGGUCCCGCGGGGACCCCCGCGUCGCUCCCCGGUGCAUCCCGAGCCCAGAGGGAGAUCACGGCAUCCACCUCGUGGGGCCGGACAUCGGAAAGGAGAAGGGUUGUCACGCUCGGCUGGCUUGCCCCGUCGCUGGCCGAGCGCGUGGAGCUGAGCAGGGAUCUCCGUACGCUCGGUCACCUCCCAUCUCUUAUUUUUUAUAGAAUACGCACAUUUGAAAUCUCUCGUUCUUCCAUAGGAGUUAUGGAAAUGCACAAUGUGCUUUUAACAUGCGCAUCCUCUACUGAGUGCAAUAACAUCCCCCGGCCCGUGGCUGUCCCGGACUUGGCCAUUGCUCAGCGAGGCAGAGGACCUUGCUGUGCGGCCAGAGCACCUCUUGCCUCCUGCUCUCGAGAACCAUGUAGCAAAUCUAGCGUGGAAGAGCCAGUUCGGAUUUCAGUCCGCGGUGGGCGAAGCCUGUUACGAUGCUGAAGGCCGACAGGGAGCUGUGUUUUUCUUUUCCCGUGAGUUAUCUAUUAAGAAACUAUGAGUUUCCUUGAGCUCCCCAUUAUGCCUCUAUCAUUCCUCCAUAAAUCUCUCAGUCUAAUACAGAGGAAAAUUUUUUUAUUGUCUGUAUAUAGUAUAUAUAAAUAAAAAUAUAUAAAUUAUAUAUAUACACAAAUUUAUGUCUUGUUUUACAAACAAGAAAGAUUAAAUAUAUUAAUCUUAAUAUCCAAA